Polistes canadensis is the source of this 1053-nucleotide messenger RNA. It is a transcript of the gene Rpb10, whose product is annotated as DNA-directed RNA polymerases I, II, and III subunit RPABC5. Gene Ontology annotation, molecular function: zinc ion binding; DNA binding; DNA-directed RNA polymerase activity. NCBI's taxonomy places the organism in Eukaryota, Metazoa, Arthropoda, Insecta, Hymenoptera, Vespidae. The record is from RefSeq and is a predicted model, not a curated record. Gene Ontology annotation, cellular component: RNA polymerase III complex; RNA polymerase II, core complex; RNA polymerase I complex. The transcript has 3 exons. Bases 143 to 346 code for a protein of 67 amino acids. Gene Ontology annotation, biological process: transcription by RNA polymerase I; transcription by RNA polymerase II; tRNA transcription by RNA polymerase III.
AUUCAUUUUGGGCGCGUUCCAAUCGCAUUCACUAUAAGCGGAUGCAUGAAGUCUAAGAGUUUUGCUCACAUGUGUUUCUUAUUUGUAGAAAGUUGAAAGUGUUCUUAUAAAGAAAUACGCGAUAAAAUUCUUUGCAAUCAAUAUGAUUAUUCCUGUGAGAUGUUUUACUUGUGGGAAAGUGAUUGGAAACAAAUGGGAAGCAUAUCUUGGCUUACUACAAGCAGAGUACACCGAAGGGGAUGCUCUCGAUGCAUUGGGUUUGAAACGAUAUUGCUGUCGCCGAAUGCUACUUGGACAUGUGGAUCUUAUUGAAAAACUUCUUAAUUAUGCACCCUUAGAAAAAUAAAUCCUAUCAUUAGGUAGAACACCAUCUUUUAUUAUAUUAGUUUCAUCUUGGGGUAGGAAAGUAUCCAAUUCAGUCGGUGGUUUAUUAUUAGCGUCCGUCUGCGUUGAAAAUAAGAACAAAAAAAAGACAAUUGAGAUAAGAUAAAUUUACGAGAUAUGAGAGAUUUACAAAGACUUAUAUUAUGCAAAAUUUGUUGAACUUACCAUCUUGAUUUACGUGUUGAUUUAUCUUCCAAACUGGUCACCUGCGAAUAAGAUAUGUUUUAAUUAAUAAUACAAUUUUUGCGAAUAGAUACAAAUAAAAAAUAGACUAUUAUUAUUACUAUUGUUUAUAGUAGUUUUCCACAUAAAUUAUUUACUUUGUGGUUUGACAAUAAAAUCUUAUCAAAAGGUCAAUUUGUAGACUUCGUCUUGUGUGUAAUUGAUUAGUAAAGAUAAAUCAAUAAAAAAUCAAACUAUUUAUUAUCUUGUAAACUUUGAAUUUAUGAUGCUUUUCCUGCAUCCAAAGUUGAUGGAAAAUUUAUACAAUUUAUCGAUAAGAAAUCAUUUGUAUAUGAUGUAGACUAUAGCUAUGGUACGUAUUCAUUUCCCUCUCAGAACAGCUACUUUUCCUUUGAAACAUUUGUUCAAUGGGAUCGGAGAUAUUUGGGCAUAUCGUUUAAAAAAGACCCGAUAUAUUGUAGCGUUGUGUAUAAUAAAAAAUACUUU